AUGUCUUCAGCAAAACGGCCUUUGGAAGAUCCCUCUUCUCCUUCGGCCCCGACUGACCUGCCAGACGCGAAGCGGCCAGCGCUAGACAAGGUGGUCAGAGAAGAUGCUGUGGCUGAGGGAUCAGCUCCUCCUAGCACCGGAUCAGCCGAAGGCCUCAAGCCCACCGAAAAGCACCCACUACCGGCACCUGUGACAAACGGAUCGACAGAAGGUCAUGUUGAUGGUGCUACAGCAGUGGGAACCAAGGGCGCACCAGCCGCUCCCUUACCCGAGACACAGUCGCAAAAUGCGGGUUCCGAAAACGAUCGAGCCACGUCUCAGGCUCCAUCUAUGCCGCCGCAGGACGAGACAAACUGGAUUCAUAUUCGUGCAGUCAUUUCCAGUGCAGAAGCCGCAACCUGUAUUGGAAAAGGGGGCGAGAAUGUCACCCAAAUCAGAAGACUUUCUGGUGCCAAGUGCACUGUGAGCGAUUACUCAAGGGGGGCUGUUGAGCGCAUCUUGACUGUUAGUGGUGCUCAAGAUGCCGUCGCAAAGGCUUUCGGCCUCAUCAUUCGCACUCUAAAUAACGAGCCCCUCGAAGCUCCGUCGACUGCGCAAUCAAAGACUUACCCACUGCGACUCCUGAUUCCGCACAUCUUGAUCGGCUCUAUCAUUGGGAAAUCCGGUGUGCGCAUCCGAGAAAUUCAGGAAGCCUCUGGCGCUCGCCUCAACGCUUCAGAUUCGUGCCUGCCUCUUUCCACCGAGCGCUCUCUCGUCGUCCUGGGCGUUGCUGAUGCUGUUCACAUUGCCACAUACUAUAUUGCCGUUACAUUGGUUGAGCAAUUGACGGAACGUUUUGGUGGCCCUGCCGCGUCCGCCUAUGCCACAAGAAGUGGUGGUCCGGCAGGAGUCGUCCCUGGUGGAAUGCAGGUUGUGCCAUAUGUUCCUCAGCCAGCCGGCGGUCAGUACGGCCAUCCGGACAUGUACAAGAGGCACAAUACGCAUCCUCCACAACGAGUGCCUCCUCAGCCCUAUGGCGCACCGCAGAUGCACGGUACUCCCCAACAGCCGUAUCCUCCGUUUGCUCAGCCUUACGCAGCAACGACGCCACGGACUCCAAGCUAUGGAGUCGGCCCACAGCAACCGGCAGCGUAUGGCCAAAUGCCACCUCAGCCCGCCGCUCAUGGACAACCGGCGCAACCAGCGCACGGGAUGCCAGGACAACCAAUCACUCAGCAGAUCUUCAUUCCCAACGACAUGGUCGGUGCGAUCAUUGGCAAAGGUGGCGCGAAGAUCAAUGAGAUUCGGCAUCUCAGUGGAAGUGUCAUCAAGAUCAAUGAGCCACAGGACAACAGCAAUGAAAGAUUAGUCACCAUUACCGGAACGCAAGAAUGCAACCAGAUGGCAUUGUACAUGCUUUAUUCGAGGCUGGAGAGCGAGAAACAUCGGAUCUGA
Messenger RNA from Fonsecaea multimorphosa CBS 102226, 1434 nucleotides. RefSeq lists its product as uncharacterized. The coding region runs from base 1 to 1434 and encodes 477 amino acids. Gene Ontology annotation, biological process: regulation of RNA metabolic process; regulation of gene expression. Gene Ontology annotation, molecular function: mRNA binding. The record is from RefSeq and is a predicted model, not a curated record. Lineage: Eukaryota; Fungi; Ascomycota; Eurotiomycetes; Chaetothyriales; Herpotrichiellaceae. The transcript is spliced from 2 exons. Gene Ontology annotation, cellular component: nucleus; cytoplasm.